CCACGUGAUAGGCGAGAUGUUAGAGAGCAGCCAUCAUCAUUUCACCUAAUUCAUGUUCAGCCUGAAAUGGUAAAAGGUAAGACGACAAGGAAACGGAAAACUGCGAUGGAGUAGGUGAAGCCUGAAGCCUCUCCCGGUCUCAUCCACUCCUCUGUUUCACUGCCUGUCUCACAACUUUAACAAGGCAGGCUUCAAACAACACCUGGUCUGACCUUGGUCUGUCUGCAUCGAGUGACACAAGAGCACCAACCUGCUUCUUGGGUUGCAGGAGCACAGUGGAGGAGAGGGUCUGAGGCUGAUUACUCCCCCCAUUUGUCUUUGAGGAGGGGGGAGGAGGAGGAGGAGGAGGAAGAAGGAGGAGCUGCUAUAACCACCCAGAGCAUGGGGCAAAAAGUCCCAGGUGGCAUUAAAACCAUUGAUAUGCGGGAUCCGGCGUUCAGCCCCCUGAAGCUGGAGCUACAGGCCCUCAGUCACACCAAGCCAUCUCGACUAGAUCUGCUGCUGGACAUGCCACCUGCCAGCCUGGACGUCCAGGUCCAGAACUCGUGGAACAACGAUGACCGCUCCCUCAACAUCUUCGUCAAGGACGACAACAAGCUGGUGUUUCACAGGCACCCCGUGGCGCAGAGCACGGACGCCAUCCGGGGCCGUGUUGGCUACACAAGGGGACUGCAUGUGUGGGAGAUCAGCUGGGCUAUGCGUCAGAGGGGCACGCACGCUGUGGUCGGCGUGGCAACUAGCGACGCCCCGCUACACUCGGUGGGCUACACAGCUUUGGUAGGAAGCAACGCGGAGUCCUGGGGCUGGGACCUGUGCAGGAGUAAACUCUACCACGACGGCAAGAAUCACCCAGGAAAAAGCUACCCGGCGUUCCUCGAGCCAGACGACACCUUCAUAAUACCAGACUCCCUCUUAGUCGUCUUGGACAUGGAUGAGGGGACUCUGGGUUACAUAGUGGAUGGACAUUAUCUAGGAGUGGCGUUCAGAGGACUUAAGGGCAGGAAGCUGUACCCAGUGGUGAGCGCAGUGUGGGGACACUGUGAAAUACGAAUCCGGUACAUAAAUGGACUUGAUCCUGAACCGCUCUCUUUGAUGGACCUGUGUAGGCGCUCGGUGAGGGUGGCAUUAGGAAGAGACCGCCUGAGUGAAAUCCAUAGACUGCCCCUGCCGGCCUCUCUCAAGAACUACCUGCUCUACCAAUGACGGCGCUGACGGUCCCAACACACACUCAGCACGCCCUCGUCUCUUUCUCAUGUUUCUCUGGGAUCCUUCUUGGGUUGAACCCGUUCGACAACAUUGCUCAAGCCUCCAGGACUGACUCAGCCUUCCACAAGUAUGCGUCUGUGUCAGUGGCUGGACUCCUUUUGAGUUUCUUAUCCUGUUUUUAUGACUCUUUGCAAUUGUACUCUCUAACUUUAUAAAAAUCAGGAAUCACUGAGCACUAUGCACAUGCUGAUCCAGACGAUGCCCUGUGACAGUCACCAUGUUGGUGUACCUCCUCCAGUUAAUAAGUUAGUGUGGUGGCAUAUGUGGUCAGUAACUCUGCUGUGACCUCCAGACUAUAUGAAUAUGAAUUUCUAUCUUGUGGCCUUUUUUUAAAAAAAAUAAUAAAAAAAAAAUUAACUAUUAUUGGUUGUGUUAAAACAAAACUGUGUGAUGGAAAUGUAAACUGAGCAUUGGUGAAAUGCACUGCCAGAAUCUGACCACAAGGGGGCAGCACACACGUCAACCUGUACAUCCUCUCAAAUUGAGAAUUAUAAGGUGAAAUCCUAGUUGCUUUUAGAAAUGAUGUUUUUAAAUGGCUCAUAAAUUUAAAAAAAUGGGCGGUCCACACAACAGACAGGAGAUGCUGACCACUCCAGAGUGAGUCCGUAGUGCGGUGUGAAUGAAUGCACUGUGAGGCAGCUGAAGAGCAGCUCCGACCACGCACUGCACUAUCCGGUAUCUCUGCCAUAUGGAAGAAUGCCCCACAGCUUACCAUCAAGGCAUCCGACAGGAACAUCAUCAGCAGAAAUUUUAAAGGAAGGAUAAUGUCACUGUGAUUAUUUGUAGCAUGCAUCUGCAGGAAAUUCUUCUCAAUACAAUCACAAUAUCUUUUUUUUUUUUUUAAUCUGUUCUGUCACUCCUGCUUUUUCUAGUGCAGUAGUUUUCAUGCUGUCGGGGCCCAAGAGUGCCGUUUUUGUUUUUGUUUAAAUUCAGCCACUCUCUCUCAACAGCUGAUUUUCACUGAUUUGCACAUAUUCAGCCAGAGAAUUGGAAACUAACCAACUGAAGUGGUUCGUUGGAAUGAAAACCUGAUACUCUUGGGUCUCACUGGCACAUAGCUGAGAACCAUUGAUGUAGUGAUUUGUCUUUUUAUAACAUGUAAAGGGUAAAAAAAAAAAGGGUUUAGGGAAACAGACUACCGGUAUGUUGGUGAACGGCACUGUGUCUGAAUCGGCAAAAACUUCAAAUUAAAGGCACCAUAGUGACAGAAGAAGACAAUCCACAAAGUGCUGCACAAAUGUAACAAAAGAAGGUCAGAUUGCCAAUGUAUUGUCAAACGCCAUAUCAUAGACCUGUUGACUCUAGUAUUUUUAAAUGUGCAGAUGUGGUCCUUAUUCAGCACUCAGCUGAUGUGGACACACUGUGCCACACCUUACUUUUCCUUGCUUGCAACUUCCAUUUUAUUUGUAUUCCUUGUUGUAGAUUUGUUUGUAAGUAUCUAUUAAAGUUUAUUUCAAAGUAUCUAUUUUGUAUUGUGCAUUGUACAGGAACCUGCUGUGAAAACUGAGGCUGAAAGUGUUACAAAUGUACUACUGCCACUAAAGAAAUGAGAUGUUCUGUACACUGUAACUAUUUUUACCCACACAGGUGUUUUUCACUUGAUUAGACUUCUUCUCAGUACAGUGGGUUUGUGGACAGAUUGUCCUUCAAUGACAUCUUACCUCUGGUGUUUGUUUUGAUUCUCGGUGACCUGCACAGAUGACAUUUUGACUUGUUCAUUGUAGGAAAAGCACAGGUUGUAACUAAUAAAGGAUGGCUGAGUUCCAA
This is a messenger RNA of Morone saxatilis (striped sea-bass), 3033 nucleotides long. RefSeq names its product splA/ryanodine receptor domain and SOCS box containing 1 (gene spsb1). The transcript is spliced from 3 exons. The record is from RefSeq and is a predicted model, not a curated record. Gene Ontology annotation, cellular component: SCF ubiquitin ligase complex. Bases 382 to 1203 code for a protein of 273 amino acids. Gene Ontology annotation, biological process: proteasome-mediated ubiquitin-dependent protein catabolic process; intracellular signal transduction. Lineage: Eukaryota; Metazoa; Chordata; Actinopteri; Moronidae. Gene Ontology annotation, molecular function: protein binding.